Penicillium longicatenatum is the source of this 3339-nucleotide messenger RNA. Its product is annotated as DEAD/DEAH box helicase. Gene Ontology annotation, cellular component: nucleus. Bases 1 to 3339 code for a protein of 1112 amino acids. The transcript has a single exon. Lineage: Eukaryota; Fungi; Ascomycota; Eurotiomycetes; Eurotiales; Aspergillaceae. The record is from RefSeq and is a predicted model, not a curated record. Gene Ontology annotation, molecular function: ATP-dependent chromatin remodeler activity; chromatin binding; DNA binding.
AUGAAUGGCACAAUACCAGACACUCCCAACCGGGACAGAAAGCAAACGCCCGAGGAGGACUACGAGACCAUUGCCACGGUCCCAGUCGGGGCGCAUUCACUGACUCCCUCGCAACGAAUGACCCAACCCACCCAACUCGUCCAAAUGCCUCAUCCACACUCUCGUGGAUCCGUUGUUCAAGUGGCUGCUUCUUCGCCCACUGCCCCGGCCCAUUCACCCCCUCGCCGCGGUGGUAUAUUAUCCUCGCUCAUGGCUCCUUCUGGAACACACUUUCGUUCUCCAGCAACUACAGUCCGCCCUGCCAAAAGACCUUCUACAAUUGACAUAGACGACGGCCCCACCUAUAGAGGAGGCUCUUCUGAAGACGAAGAAAAUUACACAGUUCGUUCCACCGACAUCAAACCCGCCAUGUUUGAAAAAACUCGAAGCCCGGAGAAGGUUGCAGAGUCGCCCGUGCGUGCAAACGGCGCAAUGGAUCGUUUUAAGGAAAUCACCUCUGCUGCAGUUUACGACCCCUCGACCAACGGUGUCAAGCGCUCUGCUGAACAGAUGAGCCCCGCCGGACCCGACGAUGUUGCCAUGAAAAAGGCCCGACAGAAUGCACCCUCUCGCGCCAUGCCUGUGGCCAACCAGAUAUCUUCUUUGCAGGCCAUUGAGGAUUACCGAGUUCGAGUCAAGGUUGAGCGUAUUUUAAAAAUAUUUCCGGGAAAACCCGUCCACGAGUGCGUGGAGGCUCUCAUUAAAGCAAAUGGAAACUACGACGAAGCGCUGGACCGCCUCGCCGACCCCGAGGGCCUGGCAUUCAACAAUUCUAUUGUCAUUAAUUCGUCUGAUGACGAGUUGACUGCUUUGCCCACAGUGGCCCCUCUCCCAAUGGCCAAGCAACAAAUUAAGGCCCGUGGCACCAUUCAUGACAAAUGGGCUUCUCGCAAUCUAAAGACUUCCCGGGAUCAAAGCACACCUGAGGAUGUGAAGCCUCGAGGUCGUCUAAUCCGCGGCCCUCGAAACCGUGCUUCUCCCUCUGCGACAAUCACAAUUGACUCCGAUGAUAGUCAGCCCAAGCCAAAGGCUGGUCGUCUCCAGAAAGGCCGCCGCCGUGAGCCCUCUGUGGAGUCUGUUGAGGCUGACAUGACAGAUUCCGAGGAUGAAGAUGUGCAAAUGCAAGAUUCCACCGCUGGCGGUUUAAACACAAAGGUUUUGAAGUUCUUCAACACUUGCAGCGUCCGUGAUUUGGCAGACAUUGCCUCCAUCCCCGAGGACACCGCCAGUCACGUCACCACCCAUCGUCCUUUCGCCUCGCUCGAUGAUGUUCGCGCUAUUGAAGCCCCUGUUGACCCGAGCAAAGCCAAGGGCAAGGCCAAGCCACGCAAAGCUCCUAAGCCCAUUGGAGACAAGCUCGUUGACAAAUGCAUCGAGAUGUGGACUGGCUACCUCGCAAUCGAUUCUCUUGUGGCUCAGUGUGAAGCACUGGGUAAACCAGUAGCUGCGGAGAUGAAGAAAUGGGGUGUUGACAUAUUCGGAAAGCGUGAUGGUGAUUUCGAACUGACUUCGAUGAACGGCAACGCGCAUGAUUCCGGAAUUGCUACCCCUUCGUCUAAUCGCCAGUCACCUAAUGACUCCGAUGAUGACGGCCCAGUGGCCGUGGUCCGAAAGUCCAAGUCACAAAACAGCUUCAUUCCACAACCUUCGAUCAUGGCUGAAAGCCUGGUGAUGAAGGACUACCAAAUUGUGGGAAUCAACUGGUUGUCGCUGCUGUUUGAGAAGAAGCUGAGCUGCAUCCUUGCAGAUGACAUGGGUCUCGGUAAGACCUGCCAAGUCAUCGCUUUCCUUGCGGUUUUGUUUGAGCAGGGUAUAAAGGGGCCUCACCUUAUUGUUGUUCCAUCGUCUACAAUCGAAAACUGGCUUAGAGAGUUUCAAAAGUUCUGCCCAACUCUCUCAGUUAUUCCAUACUACGCCGGGCAGGCUGAGCGUGUCAAUCUUCGGGAGCAGAUUGAAGACAACCGUGAUGAGAUCAAUGUGGUCAUUACCACUUAUACCAUCGCCAGAUCGAAGGUUGACGCGAAGUUCCUUAGAGACCAGGACUUCAGUGUCUGUGUCUACGAUGAAGGCCACAUGCUGAAAAACCACCAGUCUCAGCUAUACGAUAAACUCGUCCGUAUUCCGGCUCGGUUCCGACUUCUCCUCACCGGUACACCUCUCCAGAACAACCUCCAAGAGCUGGCAUCCCUGCUAGGCUUCAUCCUUCCAGAUGUCUUCCGGGAGCACAAGGAUGACAUGAACUCCGUCUUCUCCAACAAGGCCAAGACUUCCGAUGAGUCUCAUGCCACUUUGCUCUCGGCCCAGCGCAUCGAGCGGGCCAAGUCUAUGCUGAAGCCCUUCGUGCUGCGUCGAAAGAAGCACCAAGUCAUCGACCUUCCAGCGAAAACCUCACACGUCAAGUACUGCAAAAUGAAGGCAUCCCAAGUUGAGAUCUACGAGCACGAGAAGGACCAAGUCCGCCAGCUCCUGGAAGAUCGUGCAGCAGGCAAAAAGACCGGAUCAAAAUCCGCCAACAUCCUUAUGAAACUCCGCCAAGCCGCAAUCCACCCUCUCCUCGCCCGUCGCCACUUCAAUGACGAGCGGAUCCGCAAAAUUUCCAAGGCAUGCCUCAAGGAUCCCCAGUGGGAAAUGUCUGACCCCGAAACCAUUUUCAGCGAACUGAAGAGCUACAACGACUUUGAGUGCCAUCGUCUCUGCGUCGACAACCCCAAACACCUGGGGAAGUUCAAACUACAAAACGACGAAUGGAUGGACUCAGGCAAAGUCGAGCAACUCCGUGAACUCCUCCUUAAGUUCAUCGAGAAUGGUGACCGGACCCUCAUCUUCUCGCAGUUCACGCUGGUCAUGGAUAUCCUAGAGCACGUCUUGGAGACGCUGCGGAUUGAAUUCGUCCGUUUGGACGGCCGGACUAAUGUCGAGGACCGGCAGUCCAUUCUGGACGCUUUCUACGAGAGGGAGGAGAUCCCUGUUUUCCUUCUGUCCACUAAGGCCGGUGGCGCCGGUAUCAAUUUGGCUUGUGCCAAUAAGGUCGUCAUCUUCGACUCCUCUUUCAAUCCACAGGAGGAUGUCCAGGCCGAGAACCGUGCGCACCGCGUUGGACAGACCCGUGACGUGGAGAUCUUCCGCUUCGUUACCAGUGGCACGAUUGAAGAGCAGAUCUAUGCCCUUGGACAGACGAAGCUCGCGCUCGAUCAUGCCGUCGCUGGCGAUGAUGACGGAGGCUCUGCUAAGGGAGAGGAAGCGGGCAUCAAGGCGGUGGAGUCGAUGUUGGUGGCGGAUAUGGAGAAGGAGAAGGAGUGA